AUGUCUGCCUCGUUGGAAAGUGCCCAGAAUCGACGCUGUCUCUCCAAAUCCGACUACACGCGACAAGUCGUUAUUGGCAGAAUGAAAAGCGUGAGCAGUAAGGUCGCUAUGCUGAAAGUCCCUCGUUCAGACCUCGCACGUUUCCAAGAGGACUCCUCAUCGGACAACGUCACGCAUACCCGACGACAAGAACGAUUUAUUAUCUCCGAUAGUGAGUCUCAUGACGAGGUCACUGCUGGCAAUGAGCUAUUUCGAGAGUUGCGAGGCAUCGAACAGAUUGAACGGCCGGACAAUUUGGAGGGAGACGAGAACAGCGACGAAGAACAAGCUCAAAUCAAUCGGCAAUUACAGGCAGAGCUCAAUACGUACCUUGAGGAGACAGUCGAAGACCAAGAUGCAGGCCACUACUUGAGGAAGAAACGUUUGCAAUCAGCACAACGGUCGACACGCUUAGCGUCGGUCGAAAGUCAGAUAAACUCAAUGGCAGGAAGCAGCUAUUCUAACACAGGAGACAGUGAGCAUGAUGAGGAGCAAGAGCACAGUAAAACGAAAGAAGCACGCCUCGAUGAAUGGGAAACCCUCACGCAAACCGAGAGACAGCAGGGCGCAACGCAGGCUUCGCAAGGACAAGCAGACAUUUAUUCAGUCUAG
Messenger RNA from Lithohypha guttulata, 651 nucleotides. RefSeq lists its product as uncharacterized. The transcript is spliced from 2 exons. The coding region runs from base 1 to 651 and encodes 216 amino acids. NCBI's taxonomy places the organism in Eukaryota, Fungi, Ascomycota, Eurotiomycetes, Chaetothyriales, Trichomeriaceae. The record is from RefSeq and is a predicted model, not a curated record.